GGGAGAUUUGAGCUAAUAGAUGGAGAAGAUGAAUGAAUAGUAAUGUAUGAAUGAGUUAUGAAUUAAGUUUACAAGAACUACUUUAAGGAGUAUAUAUAGGAAAAUCCAGGUCUGGGCCUAUAAUAUGGGCUCGACAGACCCGGUAACAUAAAUAGACUGAUAAUAUAAAAAACUAAUCUAAUACAUACAAAUGAUAUAUGAACAAUACAAUAAUACAAAUGACAUCCGAUGAGCGUGUGUGGGCCGCUGUCCAAGCCCGAUAGUCGUGAGACCAGGGGGUUCGAGUCUAUAUACUCUAUCAGAAGUCCCUCACUCCAUGAGUCGAGAGUACUCGAGGCGAAAGGGAGUAGAGCUGUUAUGUGUUGAUCUGUCGUCAUCUGGUGAGUAAACUUCGUGAAAAAUUUUGAAUUUCUUUUUCUUUGGUUAACGGAGGCGCUAAGUCCCCCGCUCUUCCAGUCCCCCACUCCUUGAGGUGAAUGUAGUGAGGUGCAGAGGAGUAGAGUACUGCAUGUCUCGUGAUGUCUUCAAUAGGGACCGAGGGUUGACACCUUUUGUCCACGUUGGGGAGAUGCCUCGUUAAAAACCUCACUAGGAAAAAACCCUGUGGGAAAAAAUCCUAAUGAGGGAAAAAGAGUACACUGGAUGCCCCCACAAUGAAGCAAAAUGGGUGAACCCUUCGGCUUGGGCGUGGAACAGCAACCAUUGGCAUCUGCUAAGGGGAUGGCCAAGAUCGGUCCUCGUAUGUGCGUAGCUCGGCAUGAUAGGUAAUCCUAGUCAUCAAAUAAACAUGACUAAGAGAUAGGUCGAGCGACCGUUCAUAAUGAUGUUCGGGUCAUCAAAUAAAGAUGACCAAGAGUAUGGCCAAGAGGCCAAUUUAAAAUCCAAGUCAUCAUUUAAUUGACCCUAUGCAUUAAUACCUGAAAAUUCUUUUAACUGCAAAAAGAUGAGCAGUAUGGGGAGCAUGCAUAAACUGAGACACCAAGUGUACUGCAUAAGUAAUAUCUGGCCGUGUCAAAGUUAAAUAUUGUAAUGCACCUACCUUGCUGCGAUACUAAGCGGGGUCUAAAAGAAACUUACCAUCAGACAGGGAUAAGGUGGUGCGAGACGUGAGUGGUGUGCGAACGGGUUUAACCGUAUGGAGAUGAAAACGACUGAGAAGGUCAGAAAUAUAUUUAAUUUGAGAAAGAAAAAGACCUUGACUAGUUCGACGUGACUCGAUGCCCAGGAAGUAAUGUAAAUCACCCAGAUCCUUCAUAGAAAAGUGAUUAGAAAUAAUAGAAAUAAACUGGGUAAUGGUGGAAAGAGAAUUACCAGUAAUAAUAAUAUCAUCUACAUAUAAUAAUAAAUAAAUGAUAGAAUUAUUAUGGCAAUAAAUGAACAAGGAGUUAUCAGACUUACUACAACAAAAUCCUUGUUGUAGAAGAAAGCUACUGAAUCUAUGAAACCAUGCCCGUGGUGCUUGCUUAAGUCCAAAACUGGCCUUACGCAAACAACAAAUGUGAUUAGGAAAUUGAGGAUGUAUAAAACCACGAGGUUGACGCAUAUAAACUUCCUCACUAAGAUGACCAUGUAAAAAUGUAUUUUUGACAUCAAGUUGCCUAAUGACCCAGCCAAAAGACACAGCAAGAGUGAGAACGAUACGAACUGUAGUGGGUUUAAUGACAGGACUGAAAUUUUUAGAGAAAUCAAUCCCAGCCUGUUGAUUGAAACCCUGAGCAACUAAUCUAGUUGUAUGUCGCUCUACUGAACCAUCAGAGUGAUAUUUAGUUUUAUAAAUCCACUUACAACCAACUAUAUUCUUAGAAUUGUCAAAGGGCACCAGAUCCCAAGUAUUAUUAUUGAUGAGAGCAUUAAAUUCAUCAGCCAUAGCAUGACAUUUCGAGGGAGCCUUCGGUCGAGGAUGAAACUGUCUCCGAUGUGGAGUCCACAAGUGAACAACCCUCGGUGGGGCAUGAUGCCGCCGUGGCGAUGGAGUUGCAAAGAGCCCUAGUUGCCGAGGUGGAAGCCGAGGGGUUCGAACAAGAAUGCGAGGAUGAAGAGCUGGCCCUCGCCUGGCAAGUGGCCGAGGAAGAGGCGCAGUGAGAGAACAUGAGGGUCACCGUCGUUGUUCUUCCCCCUCUCGACCAUUGAACCCGGCCCCUCUCUGGGUGACCCCGGGGAAGAAGAAGACGAAGGCUGCCGCUUCCAAGAAGAAAGGCAGCGUUGCUGACCAAGGGAAGCUCGUCGAUAUGCCCGAGGGGUACUCCUUCCUGAAUACCGCCGCCCUUGAGAUAAGGUCGAAGGCUGAUGGGGCGGACUUCUACGUUACCCAGCUUCAUUUGGGACCCUCGGCGACGGUAGUGCCACCGGGACCUGAUGAUGUCCUCUCCCGGGCCCCCGAGGGGUGUAUAGCUGUUUACAUCCUCUCGGUGUCAAUGGGCCUCCGAUUCCCUCUGCACCCUUUUCUGCGUGAGUACCUUCGGUACGUAGGACUGCUCCCCUGCCAGCUCACGCCGAAUAGCCACUCGUACAUCGCUGGGUUCCUCCAUCUCUGUAAGUCCCGGGGGGUAACGCCUAGCUUGGACUUAUUUUUCCAAAGUUUCAACUUGUGCCGGGGGGAGGGCAUGCGAAUGCCGAGGGCUUUGCGAACCUGCAACAGGUGGCUCUGUUCAAGUUAUUCACUGAGGCGCCCUCCUCAAACAAAGGCUGGAAGGAGCGAUGGUGCUACGUCAGGCUAGCUGAGAGCCCUUUCCCGAGGGAGCUACGCGACCGGUUUAGGCGACAUGAGAAGGUGAGGAGCGCCGCCCUCGAGAAGGAUGGCAGGAUCCUGGCUAAGAUCCCGGAGGGUCGAAACAAGAAUAUAACCAUCAAGGAGUGCACCCUGGAGGAGGAUCUGUAUACCCUCGGGUUCCGACGGUAUCACUUCCUGGGGGAAACAGAUGAAAAGUACCCGAUGCUUGAUGGAGCCCCCGGGGGUUUAGGAGGUAACAGCCGAGGGCAUCUUCAUUUUCGUACUUAGCAUACAUUUUUUAUUCUCUUUUUGUACUUUCAUGCCAUUUAUUGAUGACCCGUCGGCCUAACCCCUUAUUGUUUUGCAGGUAUCCCGGUAUCCAAGAUGAACGUCAAGGGGCUUGCUGAUUUGAAGAAGAAGUCCUCCAAAUUUCCUAAGGGGAUGGAUGCGGGCAUCCAGAAGCCCGCCGGUGAUUUUUUCAAGAAGUCCGAGGGCCCGUCGACGGUCCCUACUGCUGAUGCCGCCGCCGCCGCGAAGAGGAAGGCCCCGGGCAAGGCUCCGGAGGGAAAGAAACCCAAAAAGGGAGAUACCGGGAAGAAGGAUCCUUCUGUGGUGAUUGUAGAUGAGCGCUCCGCCUCCGGGACGCAUGUGGAGAUGCCAACGGCUGAAAUGCCGAUGGGUAUUAGGGAGCCACCCUCCGAGCUUCUGCAGGUUUCUCUCCCGAGGGGAACAGCCGUGAUGAACUGCACGGUGGAUCCGAGGGUGCUCCUGAGGGGCAUGACCCCUGAGAUUGACAAAGCCACCCUCAGGGCUGAUGAUGACGUGGCCCUCGAGGACAAGAUCCUCUGGUCUUCCCUCACUAUAAGUUUCUUCAUUGUUAUCAUUCUGCCUUGUGUUAGGAUAUAUUGCAUAGCUUUCCUAACUCCUUUGUAUCUUACAGGCUUGCAUUGCCCUCGGCGAGCAGGCCCAGAGGCUGGAGGAGUGGCGCCUGCACAAGGCUGAGCAGGACGCGAAGAUGAAGGAACUCGUUCAUCAGAACUCUGAUGCCAUCAGGCAAAUGGCCGCGCUAGAGGAGAGCCUUCGGCAGAUGACGCUGCGAGCGGAGGCAGCUGACCGGGGCAAGGCCGAGGCUGAGAGGUCCGCAGCUGAAGCCAUCGAGAAGGCCGCCAAGGAGGCCGAGGCCGCCAAGGCGGAAGUCGUUGCCUAGGCACGGGAGGAGGCCAUCUCCGGAUUCCUGGCGGAGGGGUGAAAAGCCGAGGGGCACAAGCACUGGCUGUCUUCGGUUGUGGAGUCCUCUGUUGACGAGUGGUGUGACGGGCCUGGCGUAGAGUGGGUUUCCCGAAAGGGCCAGCAAUAUUAUGAUGGGGGUGAGUUUUUUACUCAGGCCCUCAUCUACCGGAGGAUGGCCCGUCAUUUGAAGAUCGACCCGAAGGAUUUUGACCCGGCAGCAUAUGGCCUCCCUCCCCUACAGCCAGAUGUUCGUGUUCCCCUCCCUCCGGAUGUCCAAAGGCCAGACCUAGAAGAUACAGAGCUGAUGAAGGAGGUCGAGGGCGACGGUGAGGAGGCUGGAGUAGAGGUCACCUCGAAGCCUGCUGAGGAAGCAAAGGCUGAGUGAAAUUGUACUUAGUAAUUUUUAAAAGAACUGGCUUUGUAAUGAACAUUUGUUUGCUUCCGGCCUCGGCCAUCCUGUAAUAGACAUUUCAACUAUUCCUUCCUCUUGAUGAAUGAAUGUCUGCCUUCGAGCUUUUGUACAUAAUUCGUUUUCCUUUGAAUGUGUGCCUUCGUUUUUCUUUGAAUGUAUGCCCUCGUUUUUCUUUGAAUGUAUGCCCUCUUUUUUCUUUGAAUGAAUGCCUUCUAAUACGCCUCGUGAAUAAAUGCCCUCGUACCUUGAUGCUUAGAUUGUCAGUUGUUAGGGACUUAGAAAAAAAUUCUUAGUGUUGUCCUCCCACCAGGCCUUCGGUUGUGUGGCCCCUCGGGCUGUAUGGGUGCUUGACGGAGGGCGAAAUAUUCAGGACUUAGAAAAUUUUUCCAAGUGUAGUUUCACCAAGCCUUCGACCGUGUGGCCCCUCUGGCUGCAUGGAGAUUUGACCGAGGGUCAAAAAUAUUUAGGACUUAGAAAAUUUUUCCAAGUGUAGUUGUAUGGGAUAGGAGCCUUCGGGUGAAUGUGAGAGCCUUGUCGUAGGUGUGCCUUCGGUUGACCGGUGACUCGACAGGGGGCAAAGUAUUUAGGACUUAGAAAAUUUUUCUAAGUGUUUGAAUAUCAUCUGGCCUUCGGUAUGUGGGCAUUUCUUGCUGCAUGAAGUGGGGUGACCCUCGUUGCAAUGUGAGUUUGCCGAGGGCCACACGCUUUAUGACUUAGAAGUUUUUUCUAAGUAUUUCCUAUUGCUGGCCUUCGGUGCGGGGACCCUUCGACUGCCUACUAUGUGGGCCUAGAACAAUUUCCUUUGUCUCGCAAGGUUGGUCUGUGGCACCAAAAGCCUUCGGCUGUUAUCAUGUUUCCACAGUGUUGACUUAGGAAAUUUUGUAGUUCAAGUGCAGCAUAAAAAGACAGACUCCCUCGGACAAUGCCUGAGUGUAUCCCCUCGACGUCUAGUGAGGUGCCGGAGGUGAUUCUCGCUUGGACUUGGCCAACAUCUGAUAGCAUUUGUUGUAUAGUAGCCUUCGGGGACGUUUUUGAAUUGUUGUUGAGUGAGCCUAUCACGUUCUGUAGGAUUUGAGCCUUCGGUUUUGAUGUAGCCGGAGGCAAUCAAAAAGUGGACUUAGCCAUUUGUUGAUGAUGCUUGUUGAAUAGUAUCUUUGGUAAUUAUGAGCUUCCAGGUACCGAAGGUGUUCCCGUGGGGAGCCCUCGGUAUGUUCCCAUGAAUUGUUGGAGUGGUGUACUCAUUGAUUUCUCGCUGAGUCUACUCCCCUUCACCACCCCAUUUUUUUUUUGGUAGUGAAGGGAAGGCUUCAAGAAACUUGGUUUCUUGGUAAGGCUUGGCCUAUCGGGAGGUAAUAGAAUACACCAUUAGCUCCCCCCUCGGGUUAACCUUCCGAGUUCCGAGGGGAUCGAGGGUCGUUUCCUGGGCACAAGACAUGGUCUGUAGCCUGCCUCCCCUUGGGAGAUGGUACGGAAAGCGCCUCAGUUUUGAAAGUCAUCCCCUCGGCGCCAGACGUAGUCCGUGGCUUGCCAUACCCUUGGGGUAGUGGCGCGGGGAGCGUUUCGAUUUGGAAGUCGAAUCCUGGGCAUAUCAGAUGCCUGCCAAUCCCUGGGGGAAAUGGCGCGGAAAGCGUUCCGUUUUUUAAAGUCGAAUCCUAGGCAUAUUACUUGCCUGUCAUACCCUUGGGGUAGUGACACGGAAAGCGUUUCAGAGAAGGGUUUUCAUUUGCACACUGGUUGCAAAUGGCCGGGGGCACUGCGUGCUACCGGCACCGAUAGGUGGCGCCUUCGGUAUAUGCGUCCUCGAGGGGUACGACUUUAGAAACAACACUUGGUGUUUGUUCCGGUAUACGGCCCCCGGUACUUAGUGCCGAGGGGUCUUCUUUUUAAAACACUUGGUGUUUUUUUUUCGUUUGUUGAGAAUUGAUAGUAGUGUAUGCCCCCGGCACUGGAUGAGAAGGUGUGUUUGAUGCCCCAUGCCUCUAGGAGGGCACAGAAGGGGGUUGCCUCAAACUGAGUCCCAUUGUCGGAGAUGAUUUGUUGGGGGACGCUAAACCUUGUGAGGAUGUUCUUGUGAACAAAAUGGCGGCACCUGGCCUCGGUGAUGCUGGUGAGGGGCUCAGCUUCCACCCAUUUGGUGAAAUAGUCGAUGGCGACAAUGAUGUACCUGUUGUUGGAGGUACCCCUCGGCAGAGGGCCCACAAGGUCUAUGCCCCAUCGAGCGAUGGGUAUAGAUGUGCUGAUGGGGGCAUAGUUGACCGCUGGCCUGCCGGGGGCUUUCUGGAAGUGUUGGCAUGCGGUACACCUUCGGGCGAGAUCCGCACAAUCUCGGACCAUUGUACGCCAAAAGUAGCUCUGGAUUAUGAGCCUUCGGGACAUGGAGAAGGGUCCCUGAUGAGCUGAACAAGUGCCACUGUGCACUUCCUCCAUCGCAACUUCGACUUCAUCUUGAUGAAGGCACCGAAGUAGUGUCCCGUUGUAUGAUCUUUUGUAAAGCCUUCCGUCUUCGAUAGUGUAGCUGGGAGCCCUCAACUUCACUAGCUUGGCACGGGCCUCAUUUUCAGGUAGUUGCCCUGUGGUGAUGAAGGCGACAAUAUCUGAGAUCCAGUCCUCUUGCCUUUGUUGUAUGUGCAUGAUGGGGCUAGCAUGUAUGCUGGAGAGGCUGAGCUCCUCGAUUUUGGCAAUUUUUGAGAUAUGCUCAGGGGAUUUGGCCGAGAGCUUCGAUAAAAUGUCGGCCUCGGAGUUUUGAGCCCUCGGUAUUUGAGUAAGAGAGUGUGCCUCAGAUACCUUAAGCAACUCCUUGGCCGCUUCUUUGUACUGCUUCAUUCUCCCUUCCUUGGCUUCGUACUCCCAGAAAUUUGGCCGGCAACUAACUUGGAGUCGCACUUGACGUGGAUUUGUCGCGCCUUCAUGUUGGCUGCCAGCCGAAGGCCACAGAGGAGGGCCUCGUACUCGGCCUUGUUGUUGGAGACCUUGAAGGAGAUACGGAUUGCAUAAUAGGCCCGGAAGCCUACGGGUGAGAUGAGAACCACCCCUCCUCCACAUGCUUUGACAGCGGAGGAGCCGUCGGUGUAGAGGGUCCACCAAUCGUCCGAGGGGGCCGGGGGCUCCUCGUCCAUGGCUGAUCUCGCCGUGCACUCCGUCACGAAGUCUGCUAGGGCUUGGCCCUUGACGGCGGGCCUAGGACGGAUGUCGAUGUUGUAUUGGCUCAGGAAGACAACCCAUUUUACCAUUCGGGAGGAGCUGGUGGGGCUCCUCAUCAAAGCGCCGAGGGGCUGGGGAGUGAGGACCUGGACCGGGUGAGCUUGGAAGUAAUUGCCCAACUUCUUGACAGUCCAAACGAUGGCCAGCAUUGUUUUUUCCACAGGGGAAUACCGGAGUUUCGCUUCCCUGAGGGUCUUGCUAACAAAGAAGAUGGCAUGUUGGACGCCAUCCUCUUCCCGGAUGAGCACUGAGCUGAUGGCUGUCGGGCUGACACCAAGGUAAAGGUAUAGGGUCUCCCCAACCUUGGGUUUAGAGAGUACUGGGGGUGAAGAUAAAUACCGUUUCAGUUCCUCGAAGGCCCCCUGACACUCUGAAGUCCACUGGAAACCGGUGGUCUUUCUCAUGAUCUGGAAGAAGGGUAAGGACUUCUCCGCCGAUUUUGAUAUGAAGCGAUUGAGGGCUGCCAGGCGGCCCAUCAAUCGUUGGACCUCCUUCACGUUGCGUGGGGGCUCCAUGUUGAUGAUGGCUUGGAUCUUCUCGGGGUUGGCCUCGAUACCCCUUCGGCUCACCAUGUAGCCUAAGAAUCUACCCCCUUGUACGCCGAAGGUGUACUUCUUCGGGUUUAGCCGAAGGUUGAACUUCUGCAUGAUGGCGAAGAUUUCCCUUAGGUCGUCAGCAUGGCUUGCUGAUUGCUUGCUUUUGAUCAUGUCGUCAACAUAUGCCUCCAUGGUGCGCCCUAGGACAUCUUGAAAGACCCUGUCCACCAUCCGGGUGUAGGUGGCGCCUGAGUUCUUUAGGUUGAAGGCCAUGACAAGGUAGCAGAAGAUGCCUCGGGAGUCAUGAAGGCUGUUUUUUCAGCGUCUUCCUCAUGCAUAAAGAUUUGAUGAUACCCGCGGAAUGCGUCGAGAAAUGACAUGAUUUCACACCCCGUGGUCUCAUCUACAAGUUGAUCAAUAUUCAGAAAAGGAAAGGGGUCCAUGGGACACGCCUUGUUGAGAUCCGUGUAGUCCACGCACAUGCGGAAUGAGGGCGGUUUUUGUGCGAGGACUACGUUCGCCAGCCAUGAGGGGUAUUUUACCUCCUUGAUGUGCUUGAUAGAGAGGAGCAUGGCAACCUCCUUCUUCACAAAUUCCCUCCUCUCGGCCGAGAGGGGUCUCCUCCGUUGUUGUACUGGUUUAGCUGAAGGGUCCACCGACAGGCGGUGGGUGAUGACCCUUCGGCUGAUCCCCGGCAUGUCCUCCGGCCCCCAUGCAAAAACAAUGGAGUAGGCGCGGAGGGCGCUGAUGAUGUCGGUCUUCAAGUCUUCGGGGAGCUGGGCUCCAAUCUUCACAACUCUCUCCGGCUUGGCCGGAUCGAGCGCAAAGUCUUCUACCUCCUCGGCUGGUUCAGGCCUCGGCCUCCUUUCUUCCUCUUCCACAGUUCCGGUGAUAGUGUCAACACGGAAUUCCGUCUUGCUAACCUUCUUCGUCACUUGAAGGUAGCAGGCGCGGGCAAGUUUUUGAUUCCCCCUCGAGCAACCGAUGCCUCCCUCGGCUGGGAACUUGAGGCAGAGGUGCCUCAUGGAGAUGACGGCUUCGAGAUCCUCGAGGGCUGGCCGGCCGAGGAUGACGUUGUGGACGCAGUCGAUGUUGACGACGACGAACUCCACUUCGAGCUUGGCUCUAUGGAGCCCGUCGCCGAAGAGUACCGGGAGGGUUAUGACCCCCUCGGAAUCAAUGGUAUCACCGGUGAAACCGGCAAGAGGGGUCUUGAUGGGCCGAAGGGACCCCUCUCCAGAUGCAGCUCUCUGAAGGUGCUGAGGUACAUUACAUUGACGGAGCUCCCCGUGUCAACGUAGGUUCGGUGAAUGAUGGUGUUGUUGAUUUCGCUUUGGAUCACCAAAGCAUCCCUAUGAGGAGAAGAAGACGGGGGGAGAUCGGCGUUGGUGAAUGUGAUGGGUUCUUCCCUCAUCCGUUUUACAGGGGGCAUGUGAGUGACUUCCCCCACGUAAAGUGAUUGAGCCCACUUUUUCCGCUGACUGGUAGAGUCGCCCCCGGUAUUGCCCCCAGUGAUCAUGAGGAUGUGGCGCUUCUUUUCCUGGUACCGAGGGUACUCUUCCUCCUCUUCUUCCAGGUUCCCAAUCUCCCUCUUCUUGCUGAGGGGGGUGGUGAUGGGGUUGACCCAUGCGUUUGCUUUCGCAGGGUGCCCUCGGGGUGGCCCUUGGUAAGGGGGACCCUGUUGCUGAGGGCCUUGGACAAACUGGGACAGAUACCCGCCUGUAUUAACCUCUCGAUGGCUGUCUUCAGCUGAUGGCAGUCAUCGGUUUUGUGCCCCCGAUGCCGAUGGAAGGGACAGUAGGGGUAGUUUGGAUUGAUGGCAUAUACCUCCGGGGGUGCGCGAGAAUCUCGCUCCACCAGGCCCCUCUCCUCAGUGAAGUCGAGGAUGACGCUGACGGGGUGCGUCAAAGGUGUUCGAGGGUGCUCCAGGAGAACAGGUUGUGCCCAAGCCCUCAGGGUCCCCUUGUAACCUCCCCCGGACUUGGCUUGGUCGUGCCGGGGGCGGUCACUGGGGGGUUCCGAAUCCUUGGGUUGAUUACGGGGAGCCCCCGGCCCUCGGUUGCCUUUGUCGUCUGGCCGAGGGCGUUGCUGAUCGGGGUUGUGAUGGCAUUUUUCCACCUCCUCGGCUUCGGCGUACCUGUCCCCCCGCUGUAGGGCCUUUAUAUAAUCGGGGGGGGUCGAUGAUGAGGCUCCUUGAGAAGUUUCCGGGGCAGAGUACUAUUUGGGGGAGGGCCAGGAGGGUCCCGUUGUCUGCGCCAUCAACUUUAUCAGCCUCCGUUCUCCAACGCUCCAAGAAGUCCCGAAGGGUCUCCUCUUUCCUUUUCCUCACUGUCAGCAAAUGGGAGAAGUGUUUUCUUGUGUGGCGCUUUCCCGUGAAUUGUGUCAAGAACCGCUGGGCGAGUUCUUGCCAUGAGUCGAUGCAGCCUUCGGGCAAUCGAUUGAACUAUUCGUAAGCCGGCUCCUCUAAGGUGGAGAGGAACCAACAGCACAAAUAUUCAUCUGAUGCCCCUACAAUCAUCAUACUGUUUUGGUACCUGUUGUAGUGCUCCUGGGGGUCAGUUUUUCCGUCGUAGGGCUUGAUGAGUUGCCCUCAGGAUUUUUCCGGGAUCCCGGCCGCCAAUACCCGUGGGGUAAAUGGCGUCCGGGUCCGGAGUUGUAUGGUGGGUUCCCCGGAGCCCUCGGUUAUCUUCUUUUGCAUUUCCUCCAUCUUGGCCAACAUGGCCUCAUACUUCAGGUCUGCAUGGGAGCAGAAGUGGUGGCGUGUGCUUUGGUGGCCUCCAUCUCGUCAAGCCGGCGCUGGAGGGCCGCAAUGAUUUCGUCCCGGGGGUCUUUCGGGGGGCCUCCGCCCCCUGCGAACGAACACGGGCCGAGUGGGCCUGGUUGAUUUGGUGACGGGCGUCGUCGGCAUGGAGAGGUGCCUUGCCUUUGUCCUGAAGGGGACACCUUUCAUUAGCCCUGGAGACGGAUCCGCCACUUUCCUGAGGCCUCUAGAGCACCUUCCCCUCGAGGUGGUCUUGGACCCCUCGGCGGUCUUGCGCCCCUCCGAAUCUCUCGAGGGCAGAGGUCCGGGGUUGUUCCUUGUUCAUGUUGUGGCGGUCCCGGGAUUGGACUUCCUGGGAGGCCGUAUCUUGGGGCACGACCCCCUCGACGUUCCCCAUCCGGAGGACAGGGUUCCCGAGGGGGUGUGGAUGAGGGGGAGGCAUGAUAUUCUCCCCGACCUGAGGUUGGAGGGGAACCAAAGUGACGAAGGCACCCGGAUUCUGGGUGAGCGUCUGGAUGAAGGCGGAAAACGCCGACUGCACAUCGAUAGUGAUGACCGGAGGGCUAACUUGGUUCUCGCUCCGGUCCUUCUUUUUGGCCUCGAUGCCGAGGCGGGCAUCGGGGGCAUUUUGUUGAAUCUGAUGGCGUAGGUCGAUAGCCGUCUGGUCCAACCCGGUGAUGACAUCGCCCCCGGGAGCCCUGUUAGAAGCCUCGGGGACGUCGACUUCGCCGAGGGCCAGGUUCCUGUCCUCAACGUUCUUGGAGUUGGCACGAGUUGUUCUCACCAUUUUCGCUAGGUGUUUUGUGUUUGGCGAGGGGGGGGUUCUUACUUUAUUACUCGACCUCUCAACGAGAGCACCAAAUGAUGGAUAGUCUACCCGGGGGUAUGUAUCCGAAGGGUUACUGCGGGGAGUAACUAGAGAGAAGUCAGAGCAAAAGUAAGAGAGAGAGUGUAUUGCUGAGAAUGUGAUGAGCGAAUUUAGCUUGGAUUACAAAUGGGGAAAAGGGGCGCUAUUUAUAGUAGUAAUAAAUGCCAGAUAGGGACACGUGUCAUCAUUCUGGUGGUCGAGGGGUCACCUCAACGGGGUGGCACUGGCAUUCGCAUGUGGCCGCAUUAAAUGCGGCUGUUGGAUGUGACGUCGUGCUUGGUACAGUGAUCCAGGCGCAUGUGGAGAGGAUAUUAUGUCGAGAAAGGUCCCCUCAACUGCAGAUGAUUAGCCGAGGGCUCUGAGUACCGGGAACCUCCUUAGUGCCGAGGGUUCUGGGUGCCGAGGGCUACUGAUUUUCGCCGUUUUCUCCCAGUAACUUUGUUUGCUUGAGUUGGCCAUCCUGUGAGAAUUUGGAGCUUUCGGCCAGGGGGCCGAAGGCACCCCCAGUGUGCCACGUGGGUUGCUCAGUACUUGGGGCGCUGUGAUUCGGGCUUGCUGUGCUUCCUGGGCCUAUGGGGCCUCCCUUUGAAUAGUGGGAGUCUAUGGGCCGGGGGUUCCUGGGCCAUAUACUCCAUCAAUGCUGGAAUAUGACCGAACGAAACAAGAAGGGCCAUGGGCAAAUCAAGGCAACAGGGGGGGGGGGGGGGGUAACACAAAUUACCCUCCUCAAAAUUACCAAGGGAGAAAUUACCAAGGUAACCAAUGGCGGAGGGAUUACAACAAUGAUCACCCUUGCGGCGGUUACCAAGGUAACCAGAACUACAACAACAACAACAAUCAAGGGCACAACUUCCAAGGGCGGAACCAGGGAGGAGCACUAAACCAAUCAAACCAGAACAAACAGGUUUAUAUGCCUCCACAUAUACGACAAACAGAGGCGGCCCAAACGUCGGAGAUAGGCUUGCUGGUAGCUGAACUAGCACGGACACGGGAGGAGAUGGAAAAAUACAGAGCUAGCACUGACAAUCAGAUCAAAUCUCUGAUGAUGCAAAUUAAUCAGAAUAAUGUUCCCGGUCGUCAGCCUGGCAACUUGCCUAGCACUACAGAACCUAAUCCCCGUGAACAUGUGCAAGCUAUCACUCUCCGAAGUGGGAGACAAACAACCGAGGACAAGCAGAAGAACAGUGAAGAGGAGGAGACACCUAGUAUGACAACAGAGAAACAUACUGAUGCUCCAACUGAGAAGAGCAUGGAACCAACACGCCCUAACACAAAGGUCACCAUUGUCAAACCUUCUCUCCUGUUUCCUUCACGGGUUAGAAAUGAUGACGAUAGUAGGAAAUGCAACAAAUUCCUGGACCUACUCAAACAACGCCACGUCAACCUGCCGCUGAUGGAUGCCUUGGCGGAGUUGCCAAAAUAUGCCAAGUUUUUCAAGGACUUGCUCACAAAAAACAGGCAGUUGCAGGCGCUCUCAGUCGUGGACCUAAAUGCAGAAUGCUCAGCGGUGGUUCUAAGGUCAAUACCUGAAAAGCUAAAGGAUCCAGGUAGCUUCACUAUCCCUUGUUCAAUUGACAAUUUCAAUUUCAUUAAUGCUCUAGCUGACUUAGGGGCGAGUAUCAACCUGAUGCCUUCCUCUAUAGUCGAGAACCUAGGACUUGGGGAAAUGAAACCCACCAGGAUGUGUCUUCAACUGGCUGAUCGCUCAGUCAAAUAUCCGAAAGGAAUUGUUGAAGACGUCUUGGUCAAGGUUGACAAAUUCAUUUUCCCAGUCCACUUUGUAGUAAUGGACAUGGAAGAGGAUAGGGAAAAACCUCUUAUUCUGGGAAGGCCCUUUCUGGCUACCGCCAGGGCCUUGAUUGAUGUCACUGAUGGCUCAUUAACUCUAAGAGUUGAAGAUGAUUUAUGCACCUUCCGACUCUCAAAUGUUAUGAAACACCCCACAGAUUCCUUUCAAGGAUGUCAUUUUCUUGAUACUUUCGAAUCAAUUGAAGGGUAUCUGUUUGGGGAAGAGAAUGGACAUGUAAGUGAUAAAGCAUGUCUGUUAAAAGAAGCAAACGGUGACAUGAGUGAUGCAUGUGAGAGUUGUGAGGACGCGAUAAUUGAGCAAGCUUCUCACGAAGUAUUGUCUUAGUUCGGGGGGGAGAAAAAUGAACAAAACUUAAGAAAUGACCGCCCCCUCGAACUAAAGAAACUCCCUGACCAUUUAGAAUACGCAUUCUUGGAUGACGAAGGCAAAUGCCCUGUCGUCAUCGCCGCACACUUAAGUGAGGAACAAAGGGGCAAAUUACUUGGAGUCCUUAAGACACACAAGCAAGGAAUUGCUUGGAAAGUCCCUGUCCCAACUUCUGGAAGUCACUGCCUUUGCUUCCAAAAGGUGUCUUGUGUUGCCUUUUGAAGAACUUUGAAGUUGUUCUCAACAGCCUUUGUUAAUUGCUCAAAGGCUUGAACAUGAGCCUGCUACUCCAUGAGGAACUUGUGGGAGAUUUUGAGCAUGGCAGGGAACUCCUCACUCCUUAGCUUUGUGAGGUACUCUUCAUUCUCCUACACCCUUUGAAGAGCUUGUUCAAGGUUAGGAGGUAAAGAGGGAAGUAGAGGUACUUGAGCAGAGGACUCUGCUUCCGGUUGGGAGUUUGUUGUUGUCUCUUGCUAUCGCAGUUCCCUUAGAGAUGCCAGUAUUUGGUUUUCCAGCUCUUCAUCUUUAGCUUGUAGUGCAGCGAGCUCUUGGUGUAUAGCUUCCAUCUGAGCCAGCUGCUGGGAGAGUUGGAUUUUUAGUUGUGCCUUUUGCUCAGAGUUGAAGACUUGCUGGAUCAUCAAGUUGCUUUUGAUGUGGUAGUGUACUUCAGCAAACCGCAUCUCUAGUAGGUGAUAAAAGUGUUUAUGCAUCUUGAUCAACCUCUUGUGAAGCCUAACCUCAGCAUUGCUUAUGAAUUUGGUGGUGGCCCUUCUUUCUUGGAUGAAGACAUCUGCCAUUGUUGGAGUAUCUUCUGCAUCUUCUGUGAUGCUUUUCCUUCUAAUAUCCUCAGAUGUAGUAGGUUGUUGCUCAGGAGCUUCUUCUUGGUUGGGUUCGUUGUUGAGGUCUGGAAGUGGAGUUGCCUGUUGUGAGAUGGCAGUUGGUUGUGCUUGAGAUGUUUUGUUUGCUUUAGAGGUUUCUCCACCUCCUUGAGUUUCCAUUCUUGAUUUCACCAUAACUCUUCUGAGUUCUUUGUCACUAGAGGAGGAGGAGUGGAUGAUUUGUUUACCUUUUGAGCUACGUGGUCCCUUUGGAUCAUCAUCAUCAUCAUCACUGGAGUCUUCAAUUGCCGCCUUGGCAGGGAGCUUCUUCUUCUUUAUUGCAUACACUUGAUUGAUCUUGAAGAUAGUGGUUGCAACUGCCAGAUCUUCUGUUCCAAGCCAUUCUAAGGCGAAGUCUUCCUCAUAGAUGAAGCUUGAUAGAGUUUCAGCUUGCUCCAGAAUGCGUGUUAGCUUCCAUUUUCUCCAAUUCUUUACUCUGGCACAGUCUGCAUCUAGUUGCUCUAGAGGUGUGAGUACUGGAGAACUAGCUGGUGGUGCGAGAGGAGGCUACUGCUCAUCUAAGUGAGCCGGUUGCUCUUUAGUUUGAGCCUGCUGCUCGUUUAGUUGAGCCAGCUGCUCUUCGGUUGGAGCCGGCUGCUCAUUUUGUUGCUCCUGCAUCUCGUCUCCAUCCCUUAGCCUAGACAUGAGGACGAACAAUGGUGUGGCUGAUUCAUUGGUUUCUUUUGAGGCGUAUGAGGAGGGCCCUGCUUCUUCAUUGAUAGUCGGGAGAGGAGAGGCAAUUGCUUCUUCACUUGCUGCAGCUUCAAUUUCUUCUUGCAGGUUUCGUGUAGAGGUUCUUGUUCUUUUGGAUUGAACCUCUUUGCAUCCUGAUCUGAGCCUCUUAGUCGUUUUGGUCUUGAUUCUGUUGAAGGCAGUUUUGAGGAGCUCGUUGGAGGAAAUUUCUAUUGUUUCUUGAAUUUCUGGGGCUCCUACCUUUGAGGUUUGGAAGAGGAUUUUCCUCCAAUUUGAUGGUUCCUUGGUGGUCCCUAUGAUUCCUUUCUUCUUCAGUACUUCCCCAAUUAGAAAACCAUAACCUACCCAUGGGAAGGUAUCGUCUUCUCUUCUUUCUUCGUGUGAUUUAGUUACAUACUUUUGCAUUUGAUUGUAAACAUACCUUGACCAAUUGUAUGGGGACCCUGAGAUGAUUGCAGCCAAGUAUUUUGCCCUUUUUUCAUUCAGUUCAUCCAGGGAAGUGUUUUUUGUGUCUACACAUUUGUAGAGGAUGUCCAUGAGCAGAGCAUAUUCGUGGACCAUUUUCUUCUUUUUGACCGAGCACCUUCACGUAGAACUAUCUCUUUGAGAUGUUAUGUGUCUAGUGUGAAGUCUUCAACUGAUGGAGCUUCGUUACAAGGUAGAGAGAGCAGUACCCUGAUGUCCCCUUCUUCAAUUUCUACAGGCCUUCCCUUGAUGACGGAUUUAAGGGUACCUUGUUCAGAAUUAAGGUAAAAUUCGGCCACCACUUCAGGAUAGAAGUGCGGAUAGGGGUAGGUUGACAUCUUCGUAAGGCCCGUUGUUUCCAGUUUCCUUAGUAGCUCUCUCAUGAGGUCACUAUUAUUACCUUUGUUCAUGGCGAUGGCAGUGUUGAGAAUGGAUCCGGUGAAGAUGAAUUUUGAGAUUUAGAUGAGAGAGGCCAUGUGUGUUUGUGGGGAAUGAAAUGUUUGUGUGAAAGAAGUGUUCGUUUGAGAGCCUUGAGAGCUUUGAGAUCGUUUAAGAGUUUAGAAAGAGGUUAGAGAGUGAUUGCAAGCAAAAGGAGUUAAAGAAUUGUACGGAGGAGGUAUUUAUAGGUUAUCGGAAACUAGCCGUUAAGAUAUAACCGUUGGAGAAUACGGCUGGUCAGGCAUGGCAUUAACUGCUAGUUUCUGUGUUCACACUGUGAGCAGGUGGCUCAUUCUUGAGGAAACUUUUGGUGGUUUCUGAGAGAAAAAAGUUACCUUUUAGGAAUCAUUGAUAUAAGAGGAUUAAGAUGACAUAUGCCAAGUACUUAGAUUCCAUGUAUUUUUGUCAGAAAUUGAGCCUACUGCUGUCUUGAAACAGUCGGCUGCUCUCCUAAGGCAGGCACCUGCUCGAUUUUUAUGAACCGUGUUUUUACUUCCAUUUCAUCUUCCUUGUAUCUCUCUUGUCCUUUUGUAUGAAUUAUGUGAUGCAAAUUCUCGCAAGUAUCAAGAAAAUGUAGCAGUGGGCUAGUAGCAGUCACCUGCUGAGCCAGCUGCUAGGUGUAGUCACCUGCUAAGCCAAGUGCUGCUAGGUGCAGUCACCUGCUGAGCUAGCUGCUACUGGGAGGCAGUUUGUAACUUAGAUUUAACUUUCAUGAGCUUUUCAUGGAACUUGAUGCUUCAUUCCUCGAUGUUUGGAAAUGAUCCCCCUCAGCAUGUGGCUGAGAAUUCCCCCUCAAUUGAGUUCGCCCUAACUGGGUGUCGGGUUAUUCCUUCACUUGAUCAAGAUCAUUUAACAUUCCAAGCUCUUGCCUUAAUGUGUUGAAUCUUGCUUCAUUCAAUGUCUUGGUGAAGAUGUCAGUCAGCUGCUUUUCUGUGGGAAUGUAUUCUAACUUGAUUGUCUUCUUCUCAACAUGUUCUCUGAUGAAGUGGUGCCUUAUCUCAAUAUGCUUGGUUCAUGAAUGAAACACCGGAUUAUGAGUAAUUGAAAUAGCACUUGUGUUAUCACAUAGGAUGCUAAUCUCUUUUGUUUCUUCACCAUAAUCUUUUAGUUGUUGUUUCAUCCAGAGUAUUUGAGCACAACAGCUUCGUGCAGCUAUGUACUCUGCUUCGGCAGUGCUAGUAGCAAUUGAGUUUUGUUUCUUGCUGAACCAUGUGACAAGUCUUCUUCCAAUUAAUUGACAAGUACCAGAGGUGCUUUUUCUGUCAAUUUUGCAUCCAGCAAAGUCUGACUUUGAAUAGCCAUAGAGUUCAAAACCUCCAUUCGUAGGUGAUGGAUAGGUGUACCCGGGGGUAGCUUAUCCGAGGGGUUACUGCGGGGAGUAACUAAAGAGAAGUAAGAGCGAAUAAGUAAGAGAGAUAAAGAGUUUGAAUGUGGAAUGUGUAUUCAUGUUGUGUGUUACAAAGGGAAAAGGGGAGCUAUUUAUAGUAGUAAUAAAUGCUAGAUAGGUACACAUGUCAGCAUUCUGGUGGUCGAGGGGUCACCUCAACCGGGGUGGCACUGGCACUCGCAUGUGGCCGCAUUAAAUGCGGUGGUUGGAUGUGAUGUUUGUACUUGGUACGGUGAUCCAGGCGCAUGUGGAGAGGAUAUUCUGUCGAGGUGGAUGCCUUCGGCUGAAGGGUGCUGGGCCGAAGGCUCUUCUAACCGGGGGCUCCAUUAUGUUGAAGGCUGUAUGUGCCGAAGGCUUCUGAUGCCGAAGGUGAAUGCUCAUGCUGAAGACCCCCUGUGGCCGAAGGCUCUUUUAGCCGAAGGCUCUGUAAGCCGAAGGCUCUGUAAGCAGAAGGCUCUGUAAGCUAAAGGCUCUGUAAGCCGAAGGCUCCUGAUUUCUGCAGUUUCCUCCCAGUAGCUUCGUAUGCUCAAAUGAAACUGUUCUGUGGAAUUUGGAGCCCUCGGCCAAGGAGGCCGAAGACAUUUACACGUGUAUUUGUGGGCUUCUUGAUACUCGGCCCGCUAAAGUAGGAGUCUGUGGGCCGGGGGUCCUUGAGCCAUAUACUCCAUCAGGAGUCCCCCACUCCUUUUGCCGAAAAGGUAUUUGAGGGAAAAGGAGUAGUUGUGGUGAUUGCCCUGAAGGCUCCCCUGUUUUGAUUGUCUUCUUCUCAACAUGUUCUCUGAUGAAGUGGUGCCUUAUCUCAAUAUGCUUGGUUCUUGAGUGAAACACCAAAUUAUGAGUAAUUGCAAUAGCACUUGUGUUAUCACAUAGGAUGCUACUCUCUUUUGUUUCUUCACCAUAAUCUUUUAGUUGUUGUUUCAUCCAGAGUAUUUGAGCACAACAGCUUCGUGCAGCUAUGUACUCUGCUUCAGCAGUGCUAGUAGCAAUUGAGUUUUGUUUCUUGCUGAACCAUGUGACAAGUCUUCUUCCAAUUAAUUGACAAGUACCAGAGGUGCUUUUUCUGUCAAUUUUGCAUCCAGCAAAGUCUGACUUUGAAUAGCCAUAGAGUUCAAAACCUCCAUUCGUAGGUGAUGGAUAAGUAUACCCGAGGGUAGCUUAUCCGAGGGGUUACUGCGGGGAGUAACUAGAGAGAAGUCAAAGCAAAUAAGUAAGAGAGAUAAAGAGUUUGAAUGUGGAAUGUGUAUUCAUGUUGUGUGUUACAAAGGGAAAAGGGGAGCUAUUUAUAGUAGUAAUAAAUGCUAGAUAGGUACACAUGUCAGCAUUCUGGUGGUCGAGGGGUCACCUCAACCGGGGUGGCACUGGCACUCGCAUGUGGCCGCAUUAAAUGCGGUGGUUGGAUGUGAUGUUUGUACUUGGUACGGUGAUCCAGGCGCAUGUGGAGAGGAUAUUCUGUCGAGGUGGAUGCCUUCGGCUGAAGGGUGUUGGGCCGAAGGCUCUUCUAACCAGGGGCUCCAUUAUGCCGAAGGCUGUAUGUGCCGAAGGCUUCUGAUGCCGAAGAUGAAUGCUCAUGCUGAAGACCCCCUGUGGCCGAAGGCUCUUUUAGCCGAAGGCUCUGUAAGCCGAAGGCUCUGUAAGCCAAAUGUGUAAGCUGAAGGCUCCUUAUUUCUGCAGUUUCCUCCCAGUAGCUUCGUAUGCUCAAAUGAAACUGUUCUGUGGAAUUUGGAGCCCUCGGCCAAGGAGACCGAAGGCACUUACACGUGUAUUUGUGGGCUUCUUGAUACUCGGCCCGCUACAGUAGGAGUCUGUGGGCCGGGGGUCCUUGGGCCAUAUACUCCAUCAGGAGUCCCCCACUCCUUUUGCCGAAAAGGUACUUGAGGGAAAAGGAGUAGUUGUGGUGAUUGCCCCGAAGGCUCCCCUGUUUUGUUGGGUGCCUCAUUUUCUCAAUUCCCCCACAUGUCAGGGGCUGAGGGCUUCUUGAAGGAAGUGCGAGUGUGUUGCUCGCAUGUGUUUCUUUGUUGUAGUUUGUAAAGUAGUGAGAGAUCUGCAUUUUUGUGUUUGCCGAGGGCAUUUGUUGACUGAAGGCUUUGUGUGGCCGAAGGCAUUAUGUGGCCGAAGGCAUCAUGUGGCUGAAGGCGUUGUGUGGCCGAAGGUAUCAUGUGGCUGAAGGCAUUGUGUGGCCGAAGUAUCAUGUGGUUGAAGGCAUUGUGUGGCCGAAGGCAUUGUGUCGAGGGAAGUAGAUUGUCGUUGUGAUCUUGCCUCAGCUUGCUGUGGCUGAGAAAUAGAAAAUUUUUAACAUUUGCGUGUUUUGCCGAGGGGAGUCCCCCAGUCCCCCACUCCUUUUGCCGAGAUUUUCUCGAGGGAAACAAGAGUAGAGUGAUGCAUGCCUUCAGUAGGAGCCACCGAGGGGUGACGCCUUUUGUUCCACAAUGGGGAGAUGCCUCGCUAAAAACCUCAUUAGGAAAAAACCCUGCGGGAAAAAAUCCUAAUGAGGGAAAAAGAGUACACAGGAUGCCCCCAGAAUGGAGCAAAAGGAAUGCACCCUUCGGCCUUGAUUUUUGAGCGGUGGUUGUGUCCGUCUGCUGAGGGGAUAUCCAAGACCAGCCUUAGAUCCUGCAUGAAAAAGCUGAGGAGCUUGUAAGGACCCUCCAUUACCAAAUAAAGGUGACGGAGGGGUGCAAGGCCAGGUGGGCCUGUGUGAGAUCCCCUGGCAUCAAAUACAGAUGCCAGAGAGAUGAGGGUCGAGGGGCCUGUGUGAUGGCCCCCGACAUCAAAUAAAGAUGUCGGGGGGAUGAAGGCCGAUGGGCCUGUAUGAUAGCCCCCCGGCAUCAAAUAAAGAUGCUGGAUGGAUGAAGGUCAGGCCGAGGGGCCUCUGUGAUGGCCCCCGACAUCAAAUAAAGAUGCCAAAGGGAUGAAGGCCGAUGGGCCUGUAUGAUAGCCCUCGACAUCAAAUAAAGAUACCGGAGGGAUGAAGGUCAGGCCGAGGAGCCUGUGUGAUGGCCCCCGACAUUAAAUAAAGAUGUCGGAUGGAUGAAGGACGAGGGGCCUGUAUCAUAGCCUCUGGCAUCAAAUAAAGAUGCCGGAGAGAUGAAGGUUGAGGGCCUGUAUGAUAGCCCCUGGCAUCAAAUAAAGAUGUCAGAGGGAUGAAGGCCGAUGGGCCUGUAUGAUAGCCCCCGACAUCAAAUAAAGAUACCGGAGGGAUGAAGGUCAACCCGAGGGGCCUGUGUGAUGGCCCCCGACAUUAAAUAAAGAUGUCGAAGGGAUGAAGGCCGAGGGGUCUUUGUGAUGGCCCCCGACAUCAAAUAAAUGAUGCCGGAGGGAUGAAGGCCGAGGGCCGUUGUGAUGUUGAGGUUGAGGGCCGUUGUGAUGUGGAGUCACGCUGCGGCCGAGGGCCGUUGGUGAUGUAGACUCACGUUGAGGCCAAGGGAUGUUGGUGAAAUCACGCUAAGGCCAGAACUGCUGUGACGUAGAGUCAUGCUGAGGCCGAGGGCCGUUGUGAUGUUGAGGCCGAGGGCCGUUGUGCAAUGGAGUCACGCUGUGGCCGAGGGCCAUUGGUGAUGAAGAAUCACGUUGAGGCCGAGGGCCGUUAGUGAUGUGAAAUCACGCUAAGGCCAGAACCGCUGUGACGUAGAGUCAUGCUGAGGCCGAGGGCUGUUGUGUUCUUGAGGCUGAGGGCCAUUGGUGAUGUAGAAUCAAAUUGAGACCGAGGGCCUUUCCUUGAUAAUUCCGGGAGUCCUCCGGGUGUAUGUUCCUUCUUUCAGGCUUCGAUCGAGGGGGUUGAUUCCCCGCCUCGGCCGAAAGGGGGCCAAGUGAUUCGUCCGGGGGUUCGUCUGUUAGUCCCCUGGCGCUGGGUCGUCCCUUGAUUGUGCCAGGGGGUCGUAUGUUAGUCCUCCUGAUGUGUAUUCCUUCUUUCAGGCUUUGGCCGAGGGGGUUGAUUCCCCGCCUCGACCGAAAGGGGGUCCAAGUGAUCCGUCCGGGGGUUCGUCUGUUAGUCCCCCGGCGCCGGGUCGUCCCUUGAUUGUGCCAGGAGGUCGUAUGUUAGUCCUCCUGAUGUGUGUUCCUUCUUUCAGGCUUCGGCCGAGGGGGUUGCUUCCCCGCCUUGGCCGGAAGGGGGUCCAAGUGAUCCGUCCGGGGGUUCGUCUGUUAGUCCCCCGGCGUUGAACCGUCCCUUGACCUUGGGGGGUCCCAUCGUUUAUUUACGGCACGGGCUAGGCUUAGUCGGUUUCCGAAGACUCCCGUUUCACCCCUAAGUUUGGAGAUUUCGUCACCUCAGCCAUUCUUUCAGGUCUGUCGCUGUGCGUUGCGCGCCGGCGACGCGGUGAGCGUCCCACUCCAAAAACGUGGGCCUUUUGCAGGCCCCUCGUCUUUAGACACCAUCGGCCAUACCUGGGCAUUUGGCCUCGAAGGGACCGAUAAGAUGUCUGGGUUGUGUUGUAGUUUACUUAAAUUCAUAGAAAUAAGCGAAAUAUAAGGGGUGCGUUGUUUGACAACGACUUUGUUAAGAUACACGGCUCGAGGCCGAGGGUUAUAGGCCGAGGGGAUGAUAAUGUGCCUCGAGGUCGAGGGCUCAAGGUUGAGACCAAGGCCGACGACGAGGAACACGAUUAGCGGAGGUGGCGCUUCUUCAGUUGGGGCUCCUCGAACUCCUCGUCGUCGCUGAACCUCCCGAUUUCAUGUUUCUUCGUUGCGAUGUCCUCUUCUUUUUUAUCUGUGUUCUCCCCGGCGUUUUUCCUUGGGGCAUUUUUGAUGAAUUGGUGGAGCUCACCCCGUUGAAUUAAGAGUUCAAUAGCCUUCUUUAACGAGACAUAAUCAUCUGUAUUGUGGGAGGUGCUUUUGUGGUAACGGCAAUAUGUGCCGCCUUGGUGGAUGGUGUAGAUCUCCCUUCCCGGCCGAGGGUCCUUGGGGAAAAGGUCCUGCUCCUCCGCAUAGUUGAGGAUAGUGCUCACCGGGUGCGUGAGGGAAGCCCUCAGCAUGUCCAGCCGAGGGCGCCAUUGGCGGUCGUUCCAGCCCUGCUGGGUGUGGCUUCCAUGGUCUCGGCCCCCGGCCGAGGGGGCAUUUUUGGCCGGCGUGUUGUUUGUCUUCUUCGAGGGCUGGCCUUCAUUCUUCUUGAAGGAGUGGAGGUCGUCAGCGUCAGCGUAUAGGCUCCCUCGCUGGAGUGCUCUGAGGUAUGAUCUUGAGGGGUCGGUGAUGAGGCUCCGUGCGUAGGGGCUGCUGCGGAGAACCCCCUGGAAGAGGACGAGGAGGGUACGCUUGUCGGCACCCUCGACCUCGUCUGUCUCCUUCAUCCACCGGUCAAUGAAGGACCGAGGUGUUUCAUCAGGUUGUUGCUUGACGUAGAGGAGGUGGGAGAAGUGCUUUUUCGCGCGCUUCCUUCCGGCGAAAUGGGUGAGGAAGCGUUGGGCAAGAUCUUGCCAAGAGUCAAUGCUGCCCUCGGGCAAUCGGUUGAACCAUUCGUAUGUUGGUCCCUCCAAGGUGGAAGAAAACCAACGGCAUAAAUAUUCAUCUGAUGCCCCCAUCAUCAUCAUGCUGUUUUGAUACCUGUUGUAGUGCUCCUGGGGGUUAGUUUUUCCUUCAUAGGGCUUGAUGGGUUGCCCUCGGUACUUCCCUGGAAUUUGGGCUGCCAAUACCCUUGGUGUAAACGGCGUCCGAGUUCGGAGUUGGAUAACGGGUUCCCCGGAGCCUUCGACAAAUUUCCUUUGCAUCUCCUCCAUCUUUGCUAGCAUGGCGGUGUAUUUGGGGUCCUCUUGUGAGGCGGAAGCUGUAGUGUGCGUCUGGCGGGCCUCCAUUUCAUCAAGGAGGCGUUGGAGGGCUUCAAUCACUUCGUCUCUGGGAUCCCUCGGGAGGGCCUCCGCCCCCUGCGAGCGUACCCGAGCGGAGUGGGCCUGGUUGAUUUGGUGUCUGGCGUCAUUGGCAUGGAGUAGUCUCUUGCCUUUGUCCUGCGGGAGACGUCUUUCGUCUGCCCUUGAAACGGAUCCCCGCUCUCUUGGGGUCUUUGGAACGCCGUUCCACCGAGGCGGUCUUGGACCCCUCGGCGGUCUUGCGCCCCUCCGAGCCGUUCGAGGGCGGAGGUCCUGGGCCUUUCCUUGUUUAAGCCACGGCGGUCCCGGGAUUGGACUUCCUGGGAGGUGGUGUCUUGAGCCACGACCCCGUCGUCGUUCCCAACCCGAGGGGUAGGGUUCACAAAGGGGGGUGGAUGCAGGAGAGGUAUAGCGUUCUCCCCGACCUGUGGUUGAAGGGGCACCAGAGUGCCGAAGGCACCUGGAUUUUGGGUGAGUGUUUGGAUGAAGGCGGAGAAUGCUGACUGCACGUCGAUAGUGAGGACCGGAGGGCUCACUUGGUUUUCGCUCCGGUCCUUCUUUUUGGCCUCGAUGCCAAGGCGGGCAUCGGGGGCAUUUUGUUGGA
Messenger RNA from Cuscuta europaea, 24154 nucleotides. NCBI's taxonomy places the organism in Eukaryota, Viridiplantae, Streptophyta, Magnoliopsida, Solanales, Convolvulaceae. The record is from the annotation of a GenBank genome assembly.